Molecule: messenger RNA, 1581 nt
Organism: Trichomycterus rosablanca
Lineage: Eukaryota; Metazoa; Chordata; Actinopteri; Siluriformes; Trichomycteridae
Gene: hoxc8a
Product: homeobox C8a
Exons: 2
Coding region: 1-786 (261 amino acids)
Biological process (GO): regulation of transcription by RNA polymerase II
Cellular component (GO): nucleus
Molecular function (GO): DNA-binding transcription factor activity, RNA polymerase II-specific; RNA polymerase II transcription regulatory region sequence-specific DNA binding
Source: RefSeq, a predicted model, not a curated record
AUGAGUUCCUAUUUCGUUAACCCUCUUUUCUCUAAGUACAAAGGUGGCGAAACGUUAGAGCCAACUUAUUACGACUGCCGGUUUCCACAAAGCGUUGCCCGAAGCCACACGCUUGUGUACGGACAUGGAGCAGCUGCACCGGGCUUUCAGCACCCGUCCCAUCACGUACAGGACUUUUUCCAUCACGGGACCACAGGUAUCUCCAAUCCUGGGUAUCAGCAGAACCCGUGCGCUUUGGCGUGUCACGGAGACGCGGCAAAAUUUUAUGGAUACGAAGCUCUUCCGAGACAAUCGCUUUAUGGUGCCCAGCAAGAGGCGAGCCUAGCGCAGUACCCAGACUGUAAAUCGUCAAAUAGCUCUAACCCCGGAGAAGGACAAGGCCACUUAAGUCAAAAUUCUUCUCCCAGCCUCAUGUUUCCAUGGAUGCGACCCCACGCCCCAGGGAGACGCAAUGGGAGGCAGACAUAUAGUCGUUACCAGACUCUGGAGCUGGAAAAGGAAUUCCUCUUCAACCCCUACCUCACGCGUAAACGGCGUAUUGAAGUGUCUCACGCGCUGAGCUUGACUGAACGGCAGGUAAAGAUUUGGUUCCAGAACCGCCGCAUGAAGUGGAAAAAGGAGAAUAACAAAGACAAGUUUCCAGGCCAGAGAGGAGAGGCCGAGGCCGAGGCCGAGGCCGAGGAAGAGGUCAACGAGAACGGCGAGGCGGAAGAAGCAGAAGAAGCAGAAGAAGCAGAAGAAGCAGAAGAAAAGGAAAUUGAAGAGAAGGAAGAAAACAAGGACUGAUUUUAUGGUAUUUUAUGGUUAUAUGGCAGCAAAAGAAACGGUUUAAAGGAAGGCUAAUAAAAAACGACGAGCCAAACAGUUGGGUCAAGAAGUAUAAAAACAUACUUUAGUCUCCAUAUAAAAGCACUCUUAAUCGACAAUAAUAAGCUCUUAAUCAGUUGUCGAUUAAUUCUAUUAAAUAAUGUAUUUGGUUGCCUAAUUACGUAAAUGUUAAGUGAGUAACCAGAGCGAGUUACCAGAAAUUAUUCAACUCAGUGGGAAUCUAAAUGGCAUGACACUUAAAGAGUCGCUCGUAUUGUAUACAGGAAGGUAUCAAUUAAUACAAAAUACCACUCAUAACAAUUAAUUAAUCCUUUCUGGAAUAGUACUUUACACAUAUUGUAAGUUAUUGUGUUUAUAAUGUAUAGAGUUAGUUCAAACUUUCUGAUUACUUUAAUAAUGGCAAAAUUGCUAAAGUUUCGACAAACUAUUAAUUUUCAGACUAUCGUUCAUACUGAGCAUUCUAAAUUACAAAUUGAAUAGUAUUUUUGUUUUUUAAGCUUUAUGUGUGGGGGGGGGAGAGAACACACUUUGUUACGGUUUAUUUUGGAUCACUAGAUAAUCGUAAAUAUCGAAAGAAGCUACCUAAUAAUGGGAAAUUUGCAAUAUAGAUUUCUACCUAACGAUUUCGUAAAACCAUGUUUUGUAGUGUGUUAAAAUUUAAGUUAUAUAAUUUACAAUUUGAUCUGCUCUUGAGUUUUUAAGUCUUUACAAGACUUAGAGAGCUCAAAGUCAAGCUAAUACUUGUGAGAAAAU